GACCUCUUACAGUAAAGCAAGGAGGUGAAGUCUGGGCUACGGCAAAGCCCCGCGCAGUCAGUCCGCAGGGAGCCGCGUGCAGUUCGUUGCUCGGGGCUGUGCUGUGCAGACGGGGCUGGCGGCCCUGACCCGCUGGGCUUCGGUGACCUGGUUCCCACAGCGGCCGCCGGGGCUGCCCGUGACGAGCGAGGCGGCUCGGAUCAGCCUGCAGCUCCCGCAGCCGGCCAGCUGCGAGGGGGAGGAGUCGCGCCAGCUCCUGCGAGGGCUCGCUGUCGCUCGGAGCGCGUUCCGGUACAACAUCCCCGCGGUGCCCGAGGGGGCCGCUGCCAAGCCGAGGCGAGGCUGGCGGGCCGCGGGGCGAAGCCAAGCCCCGGAGCCCCCACAGGUGGAUGCUCGCGGGCGGGGAGCCAAGCAGAUGACGCUCCUCGGCACGGCUCUCCCGAUCCCCAGCGGCCGGCGGCCGCUGCUAGCCCCCGGUGAUUCAUGGCAGGGGACGUGGAAGGGUUUAGCUCCUCCAUCCAUGACACCAGUGUCUCUGCUGGAUUCAGAGCACUGUAUGAGGAGGGAUUGCUUCUUGAUGUCACACUUGUCAUUGAAGACCACCAAUUUCAGGCCCAUAAAGCACUGCUUGCCACCCAGAGUGAUUACUUCAGGAUUAUGUUCACAGCUGACAUGCGGGAACGAGAUCAGGACAAAAUCCAUUUGAAAGGUCUGACAGCUACAGGCUUCAGUCAUGUCCUCCAGUUCAUGUACUAUGGAACUAUUGAACUGAGUAUGAACACUGUUCAUGAAAUCCUUCAGGCUGCCAUGUAUGUCCAGCUUAUUGAGGUGGUAAAAUUUUGCUGCUCUUUUCUCUUAGCUAAGAUCUGCUUAGAAAACUGUGCAGAAAUUAUGAGACUUCUGGAUGAUUUUGGUGUAAACAUCGAAGGAGUCAGGGAAAAAUUGGACUCCUUUCUGCUAGAGAAUUUUGUGCCGCUCAUGUCCAGACCUGACUUCCUUUCAUAUCUGAGCUUCGAGAAGCUCAUGUCUUACUUGGAUAAUGACCAUCUGAGCAGGUUUCCAGAGAUAGAGCUGUAUGAAGCUGUUCAGGCCUGGCUGCGCCAUGAUAGAAGACGCUGGAGGCAUACGGACACCAUCAUUCAGAACAUCAGGUUUUGUUUGAUGACACCAUCCAGUGUUUUUGAGAAGGUAAAAACAUCAGAGUUUUAUCGAUACUCCCGGCAGCUGCGACAUGAGGUUGACCAAGCCAUGAAUUACUUUCAUAGCGUUCACCAACAGCCUUUGAUGGAAAUGAAAUCGAACAAAAUUCGUUCUGCCAAACCCCAGACUGCUGUAUUUAGAGGAAUGAUAGGACACAGUAUGGUAAACAGUAAAAUUCUUCUCUUGCACAAACCAAGGGUCUGGUGGGAACUCGAGGGUCCUCAAGUACCUUUACGACCAGACUGCCUUGCCAUUGUGAAUAACUUUGUGUUCCUAUUAGGUGGGGAAGAACUGGGGCCAGACGGUGAGUUUCAUGCUUCAUCCAAAGUGUUUAGAUAUGACCCAAGACAGAACACUUGGUUACGAAUGGCAGACAUGUCUGUCCCACGGUCUGAGUUUGCUGUUGGAGUUAUUGGGAGGUAUGUUUACGCAGUGGCUGGGAGAACCAGGGACGAAACGUUUUACUCAACCGAACGGUAUGAUAUUACUGAAGAUAAAUGGGAGUUUGUGGAUCCCUAUCCGGUCAAUAAGUACGGACAUGAAGGGACUGUGCUUGGUAACAAGCUGUAUAUCACUGGUGGAAUUACAUCAUCUUCAACCUCUAAGCAAGUGUGUGUAUUUGAUCCCAGUAAAGAAGGGACAGUAGAGCAGCGAACAAGGAGAACUCAAGUGGUCACUAAUUGUUGGGAGAACAAGUGCAAAAUGAAUUAUGCGAGAUGCUUUCACAAAAUGAUUUCUUAUAAUGGUAAGCUGUAUGUCUUUGGUGGUGUCUGCGUGAUUCUAAGGGCCUCCUUUGAAUCUCAAGGGUGUCCGUCUACAGAGGUUUACGACCCAGAUACUGAUCAGUGGACUAUACUGGCUUCUAUGCCGAUUGGUAGGAGUGGUCAUGGUGUAGCUGUUCUGGACAAACAGAUAAUGGUUCUUGGAGGCCUUUGUUACAAUGGUCAUUACAGUGAUUCGAUUCUCACCUUUGAUCCAGAGGAAAACAAAUGGAAAGAAGAUGAAUACCCAAGGAUGCCAUGUAAGCUGGAUGGCUUACAAGUCUGCAGCUUGCACUUCCCUGAAUAUGUUUUGGAGCAUGUUAGACGGUGCAGCUAAAAACGAAUGAACAACCCAGUGAAAUUUGAAAAGCUGAACUCCUUUGUCAGAAAAUACAAACCAGUUGAAUUCCUUCAGAGACAUUAGCUUGUCUGUAUGAACAACUGCUAAAUGCUUCAGAGAAACGGGAUGUACAGGGAGAGUGCUUACCAAGUUUAUUAGAAAAGUCAAUAGUUGGUCUGAUAUUGUAAAAGCUUUGUUUUUUUUUAACAAACAUAAUUGUAAGUAGGAGAAAGAAAAAUAUAUUUUUGGGUGUGUUUACUUUUUUUGAUAGCAUUUCAUGUCCAUAAUACAUUAUUUUUUUCUUCUAUGGCCAUGAUACCACACUGCUUCUGAAAUCAAUUGAAUUUAACAAAAUAUUUCUGGAUGGAAGAGAAAAAAGACUUUAUUCUCAUUUUUUAUUGAGCAUCAAAGUAAAACUCAUUAGCUAUACUAGGGUACAACCAGGUUUAAAAGAAGAAAACUAAACCAUUUUUGUGUUUUAUGUUGUCUUUGGAUGCUUUUCCCAUUAAUUGCGAAGUAUUCUCAAAUCUGCUAGGUGUUUCUGUUUUCCCUUAAAUACUUUCAAGAAUAAUCCUGACCCCUUUGCAUGGCUUUUUUCCUGGUUUUGUAUAGUAGUACCAGUGAGUCUGCCAAAACGCAAUUUACACAUUUUCUACAAAAUUGAAAAUGGAACUUUUUUUUAUUCAAAACACUACUUCUGUGCUGCUUUCUGUUGUCUGCAUUGUGUUUGUUGGUGAGUAAGGUAUUUACACACACAUGCAUACACUGUAAAAACAAAAAAAAAAAACACCAUCUUUUCAUGUGCAGCUAUAAUAUAUUUUAACUAGUACACAGAGUCAGCCAUAUCUGUUGAAUUUAAGGUAUAGUAUUUUCCAUUCAUGAACUACAUAAUUCAGAGUUCUUAAGUAACUGGAGGCCUCAUCUGUUCUCUUCAAAUUCUCAUUAGCAUAUACUAUUGAUUCAGUAACUUCAAAAUCUUUACAUUGAUUCUACGUAAUGAACUGUUAAUAAUUUGUUAUUUUAUAAAUUAAUUUUUAAAAGUAAACAUAUCUUACCUGAGUUUCUUUUAUGUUUGAAUGUGCUGCCCAGUCAUCAUUUUUAUGAAAAUGGAAACUGUAAGUUAGCAAAUGCUCAUCAGCACGGCUUUGACCCACGGUUAUUUUUGGAACUGGAUGUACUAUAGUUUAUUCUCAGCAGUGACUUCGCUUGUACUCAUAUUGGAGUGGUAUAAUCUUUUAUUAUUAAUAAUUUUUUAAUUAUCAGCUGCGGUGAACUACUGUGUUUUAAAAAUGUGGAGCCUCGGUGGUUGGAUGGUUGGUACCAUUUAUGUUUCUUUUACAAAAAACAACAAAACAACCUUCACACCUAUAGCUACUGACCUCAGAGUGCCUGAACUGAGUGAGAUGUGUGGUCCAAGCGGGCUUUUAAAAACUCCAUUGUGUUAACUUGCAGAUAUUCUAACACUGCAUUGGUAAGAAUUAUCUGCCAAGGCAUAAAUAAUAAUGAGUAAUUUAAUCCUCAUUUUCUUUAAUUAUAUGAAAGUAGUCACUUCUAGAAUCCGAAUGAGAAAUGUGUGGAAGUCAGAGGCUUAGUUCAGACAUGUAGGGGCAAAAUGCUGAAACGUGCACCUGCAUAUUUUGUAAAAUCUUAUGCUACUGUGUUUUUCUUUAAGCAAGAGACUCUACUUCAUAUGCAGCAAUGCAAGUCCACUUUAUUCAGCAUCUUCCAGUCAGAAAUCACUGUAGAAAAGGAAUGUACUGUACUCAGGGAGUUCAAAAGAAUGCACUUACAGAGGGACCAAAAUCGCACAAAAUGUCCUGUGUUAAAAAUAACACCUACUUGCCUAAACUAAAUUUGAAAUCAUCAAUAGAAGUUAAAACAAUGUGUAAAACUCCUCAUCCAUAUAUUUAGCGAUAUCAUUGUAGCAAUUAUUUUGGUUUCAGGUUUGAGGAUCUGGAGCUACGUGACAAGUCAGCAGGAUCUUUUCUGUAACAAUGAUUUAUUGAUAGAGUAUUUCCUUUCCAUAAGUUUUAACAGAGAGAAUGUAUGCCAUCAUAGCUGUGGUGAUAAGUUGUCUAUGCCAGUAGUGACUGGACCAAAUAUUGAUAUUCAGCCUUCUGAUGCAGACUGAGGUUUGCAGUUAUAUUUAAUUCUUUACUGGGUAAGAAAUAUAGUUUAAUUAAUAGCUUAACUUAAAGCCAACUUGGUUUACACUAAAACCUCAGUUUCACUGUGAGACGUCUGCGUACAUCGCCCUGCAUGGGUGCAGAGAUACCUGAUUCCAGGAGGUGCUGGCUGCGUGCAAGUUCUGCUGUACCUAUCUCAUAGGAUGUUAGGGCACAAGAAAAAAAACACUUGUUUCUUUUCUUUCUUUUUUUUUUUACUGUUCAUAUUCUUUUUGCUACCAGCUCGUUUCUUAAGUGUAUGGGGCAGCAAAAACCUAAUCCUGCUCAAGUAAGCUUUAAUGGGCAUAAUGGGUACGGCGUACUUUACCUGUCAGUCUGGGGAAUGGAUGUGGUUCUGGAAACCUGGUCUUCCAUGUUUCAGGUGUAGUAAAUGCACAUGGUUAAGACUCUAUUUGGGACACCUCCAUCCUUAUUUUCAAUCGAGUUUUCAGCUCUACAUUUAAGUACCUUCUUAGUUUUGUGGGCUAAGCAACUGCCAGUGAAGUCAUUGGUGAGUAUUGACGCUGACAUGAACAACCAGAUCAUUUUUAGGCACUGUGCUUUGAAGCAGGUACAGUGUUCAGAUGCCCAGUUCUGGAAGACCUUGUUCAGGAUUGUAACAGUAAUUAUUCCAUGAAGUUUCAACUUGCACUGUUGGUUUCAGCUUCCCUGAAGUUGUGUCUUUGUUGAGAAGCUGGCUGUAAUCUUUGAGCAUUAGGAAUGACUGGAAUUUGCUUGGGUUUAGAACGUGUGGGGGUAUGUGAGAAUGUUAUGUUAAUUUUGUUAACAUUUCUACCAUGCUUUUAUUGUUUCAAACACAAAAUAUAAAAUUAGCUUACAUUCUCUUUUUCCACUGCAGUGGGAACUUUUGAGCCGGUUGUUUUUGUUACGUCCUGUCUCAGAGAGAUACUUUAUUGAAAGUUUCUGUUUGUAUUUUCUUUUAGUAUUUAGUUCCAGAUCAUUUAGUGUUUAAAUAAAAACGAAAUUAGUUUGGCUAAAAAGAAUUGCUUGUUACUAUCAAAUUUUAAGCGUUAUGAGUAGGUUAAGAUAAGGAGGGUUUUAAGACCAUCUAAAUGCCUCCCUUUCAUCAAGGGAAAGGUAAGUUACUAUGUUUGAUUUGUAAGUUUGGGAGGUUCUUCUAUUUCCACCCCACCCUUAAAAGAACACCAGCAAAUCUGAUCUUACCUACAUACUUAAAACUUAAUGUAUCACCUCCUUUUAAAUAGCAAGUGUACUUGCCUUUUAUUUAAAAGGUGGACAUAGUGAGUUACAGUCUAGUUGAUUCACAUUUAUACCAAAAUGUAUCAGCUUCUUGUCUUAAUGUAGCACCUAGCUCCAGGAAGGAGGUUUGUUUCCAAAUGAGCCAGAAUUGACAAAAUGUGUAGUGCUUCUGUAAGUUGGUUAAACACUGCCAGUUGCCAUUCAGCGUCCUGCUAUAUCUGUUUUUAUGGGACAGAACUCUUCUCAAAGUACCACAUAAGGAAGAAAUAGCUCAUUUUUCCCCACAAAGUGUUGGCAGUAGUUUCAUAGUGGGAGGUAUGAGGUGGGGAAAAAAUCCUUUAGAAAUUCUUUCCUCAUUGAUUCAACCGGAGGAAGGCAGUACUUGAUUUUACAAAGGGUCAAUGCUAUUUCAGAAAGCAGCGCUAGCAAGAAGGGCCAGCAGCAGCAUAUCAGGUACCUGACAACCUGCUUUUGUGUUUCCUUCUUUUGAAACGUGGAUGCCCUACUUUCUGCAGUAUGACGGCAGUCCUGCUGUACCUAGUUCUAAGGGGUUGUGACUUUAAUAUUGUGCUGCUCUCUGAGGCUUGCAGCCAUUUUUUCUUACGGACCUCCUGCCUUACAAACACAAGUGCUGCCUUUUUUCCUGCUGAUAAUACAAUAUUUGCAUCAGGGAUGAAGCACUGACACUCAGGAAGCAAAGGAUAAAAUUCAGCAGGCACAAAUUAUAGGAAGCUUAAAAAGAAAAACAUUGCUUAACUCAUUAUGUCCAUUCUUUUGCAAAAUGAAGGCAAGCAUUACGAGGAGAUGCUAAUGGCUCUUUAAAAAUAAACUUCAAGCUUAAGUCAGUUUUGUAAGUGGCAGUCUUUUUAGAAAUAAUCACAUUUGUGGGGUGCUUAGCCUUUUUAAUGUAUUUUUUCCGUACAAAACUAAAGUAGUGAAUUGGGCCCCUCAUUCUUUCAACACUUCAAAUGUGUUCUUCACAUAUGUGAACAGUCCAAUGUAAAGAAAACAGAACUGUAAGGUACUUAAAACAUAAAGACACAAAUGUUAUAAGCUGUGCUUAAGUAUUUACAAGGCUGGGUCAUCAAAGAAAACAUCCGUGUUGUUCUUCAUUUAAUAGAAAAAACAACUGGUGAAGUUAACUUGAAUAAGCAUGGUCCAUCACAUGUGGCAGGGCUCACUGAAGGAACAUGGGAAAGAACAUAACGGGGAAGUACGUGUAACUCAUUUUAAACAAAGCUUGCCAGUGUCCUGUAGCUAACUUGUUGAGGUUUUAAUGUUUGUAAAACAAUCUGAAGCUGCUUAAAAUAAAUACUAAUGACUACUUUUGCAUCUGUAUUCUAUUUUUGGAAGUCGAUAAGCAACUUAGAAUUUCCCUUUGUAUGGAUGAACUUCAUAAAAGCAUAAUCAGUGUGGCAGGUGGCAGAAAAACUGAUGUUUUUUUGUGUACAGCUUUCCUGGAUUUCUCUCUGCUAUUUUUUUUUCCCACUUCCCAGAUUUCAAUUAAUGUUUAUAUAGUCUUUUAAAAUAACUCUCAACGAUCAAAUAUCUUCAGAUUAAUGUUAAGUUGGUAGCUAGGGGAAAACCACUUCUAUUUGCAGACAGUAGUUUUUAUUUAUGGCUCUGGUAGAAAGCAUUGGUGUAAGUCCAGGAAAUACAGUGUUAUGUAGGACUGUAAGGCUAUACUUAGGGGGCUUUAAUUACCUCAGUGGAACCCACCUAACUUUCAUGUCAGUUAUGGGAACAGGUGGAGGGAAGAGUGAGCUAUGAUUUUCAUUUUAAAUAUUUUUCCCUAUAUAUUGUUAUUUUUUUAGAUCUUUUAAAAAUAUAUUAUUAUAUGCUGAAGAAUGCAAUUCUGCUAUAGUAUCCCACUUGUUUCCAGUGUACAAUAUCAGAUUGUUUGUAUCGAAAGGAAUGUAUUUGAUAAGUUAACAGGAAAAGUUAUUUUCAGAGUCUGCCGCGUUUAUGUCUAGCAAUUGGAAAUACUUUUCCUACAUAAAAUUAAAAUUAUAUAUAUAUAUAUAUAUAUAUAUGACCUCAUGUACAUUUGGAUUAACUGUCUAAUGACUACCCCAGGGCUGCUAUAAACUCUGAAUAAUUUAAGAAUUGCCUCUUCUAA
Molecule: messenger RNA, 7806 nt
Organism: Cygnus atratus (black swan)
Lineage: Eukaryota; Metazoa; Chordata; Aves; Anseriformes; Anatidae
Gene: KLHL15
Product: kelch like family member 15
Exons: 3
Coding region: 484-2298 (604 amino acids)
Biological process (GO): nuclear protein quality control by the ubiquitin-proteasome system; protein ubiquitination
Cellular component (GO): nucleus; Cul3-RING ubiquitin ligase complex
Molecular function (GO): protein binding
Source: RefSeq, a predicted model, not a curated record